GACGGCAUUGGAGACAGAAUGAAAGUCAAGUAAUUUCCUUGGUAAAUCGAACUUGAGGUUCGUGACCAUGUUCUGUUCAACUGCAAAACGUGUGCAGAGGCUGCUGCAGUUUAGACACACACUACGCUUCACUGGUCUUUGUGGAAAAGCCUCCUGCUCCAGACUGGUUUUAGGCAUCGAGACAAGCUGUGAUGACACUGGAGCUGCUGUGAUGGACGAGACGGGUGCAAUACUGGGAGAGUCUCUGCAUUCACAGAAAGAAGUUCAUCUCAGGACUGGUGGCAUCAUCCCCGCAGUGGCUCAACAGCUUCACAGAGAAAACAUAGACCGUGUGGUCCAGGAGGCUUUGGAGAGGAGCGGCGUGACCCCAGGGCAGCUCUCUGCUGUGGCCACCACGGUGAUGCCAGGCUUGGCCCUGAGCUUGGGGAUCGGCCUUGAGUUCAGCCGGAAGUUUGUGAGACAGCACAACAAGCCCUUCAUCCCCAUCCACCACAUGGAAGCCCACGCCCUGACUGUCAGGAUGCUUCAGCCCGUUGCCUUCCCCUUCCUGGUCCUGCUCGUUUCUGGUGGUCACUCACUUCUCGCUGUGGCUCGGGGUGUCGAUGACUUUCUGCUUUUGGGUUACACGCUGGAUGAAGCUCCAGGGGAGACACUGGAUAAAGUGGCCAGACGUUUGUCACUCAUAAAACACCCACAGUGCUCCAGGCUGAGUGGAGGACAAGCUAUAGAGCUUCUAGCAAAGGACGGUGACAAAGGACGGUUCCCUUUUAGAACACCAAUGGGACAAGCCUAUGACUGCUGCUUUUCUUUUGCUGGACUGCGGACUCAAAUUACAAAUACUAUAGUGAAAAAAGAGGCAGAGGAAGGUGUAGAACAGGGGACACUGUUGUCAUGUGCGAACGACAUUGCAGCUGCCACACAGCACACCGUUGCCUGUCAUCUUGCAAAGCGCACGCAUCGUGCCAUCGUGUUCUGUAUGGCAAACAGUCUGCUGCCGUCAAGAAAUCCCACAUUGGUGGUGUCUGGAGGAGUUGCAAGCAAUCAGUAUAUCCGAAAGGCUUUGUCCAUUAUCACUAAGAUGACGGGACUACACCUGGUCUGUCCUCCAGCCAAAUUCUGCACCGACAACGGAGUGAUGAUUGCAUGGAACGGUGUCGAGCGUCUGAGAGAAGGGAAGGGGAUACUGCCUCCAGAUGUAGAUGUUCGCUAUGAGCCAAAGGCACCACUGGGUGUGGACAUCUCAGCGGAAGUCAGAGCAGCAGCAAUCAGGUUGCCAUCAGUCUGGAUGAAGAUCCACAACUGACAGACUGUUGGUUUUGUUCUGCAAAACAGUGUUUUGUCUUUGAUAGUUUUUUGUACAAAAUGUAAAAAGCUUUAUGCAGAUAUUUAUCAAUAAAAAGUUGGACAUCUCCACUGAA
This is a messenger RNA of Stegastes partitus (bicolor damselfish), 1418 nucleotides long. It is a transcript of the gene osgepl1, whose product is annotated as O-sialoglycoprotein endopeptidase-like 1. The coding region runs from base 68 to 1303 and encodes 411 amino acids. Gene Ontology annotation, cellular component: mitochondrion. NCBI's taxonomy places the organism in Eukaryota, Metazoa, Chordata, Actinopteri, Pomacentridae. The record is from RefSeq and is a predicted model, not a curated record. The transcript has 7 exons. Gene Ontology annotation, biological process: tRNA threonylcarbamoyladenosine modification.